Xyrichtys novacula (pearly razorfish) is the source of this 13961-nucleotide messenger RNA. Lineage: Eukaryota; Metazoa; Chordata; Actinopteri; Labriformes; Labridae. The record is from the annotation of a GenBank genome assembly.
CAUCAUAAAGGAAACAACAGACCGAACCUCAGCACUGCAGGGUCAGAGCGUCUUCAUUCACAGAACCAGAACCAACAACAGAACAACAAAACACGACCUCAGCGGAGUCAUGCUGCUCCUAACCCUGCUCUUCAUCUCUACAGGUAAGAACACAAACUGAAUAUUAUCAUAAAACACCUGACUGUUUGACUGACUGUUUCUGACUGUUUCUGUUCACAUGAGGAGAAAAACAAACUGCGUCUCAACACGGAAGCUGCUCCGGAGCUAACGCGGACUUUAGACGUUAAAAACACAGCUAAACUAAACCACAACACUUUAAUUUGUCGUUUGAGUUCAUGUAAAACACGUUAACUUUUCACGUUAUAUCGCCGUUUUUUCGUGACUGUUCGUCUUUGACGUUAUUUUCGGCCUCGCGCGGCUCGGCUAACGUUAGCCGCUAAAGCUAGUUUGUUAGCUAAAUAACGACCUCAGAGUUAGUUUGACUUUAUCCGGAUAAAAUAGCCCGGAGAAAGAAAGAAAGAAAGAAAGAAAGAGGUUUUAGUUUAGGAGAAAUUCAACAACAUGACUGUAAAAACCGAGCAGAUAAAUAACCAAAUACUCUAAUAGAUCAGUCACAGGAUGUUCUGUUUACUUUUUAAAAUCAAACUAGUGUCCCAAAUCGCAUACUUCCACACUAAAAACUUCACAUUUAGAGUAUACUCAUGUCCAAAAUGGAAAAAAAGUGUGGAUAGUUUGUCUUAGUUUAUAAAUAUUUUAUCUUUAGUCACCGUGUUUGAAAUAAUUAAUAUGUAAAUAGGGUAUCUUCAGUUUUCUUGCUCAAAUUUUUUUUUUUUAUGUAAAUAGUUUAUUUUUCUGUUAUGCAAAUAAAUGUUAAGACAUAAAGCAAAUUGCAUCGUAUGCGAUUUAGGACAGCACUGCACCCUCCAAACUCACGCACCUUGAGAUUGAGUACAUAGUAUGCUCAGUAUACUCAAUUUGAAAAAUGUAAGUAUUUAGUAUGGAAGUAUGCGAUUUGUCAGAAUAACGUAAAAAAUAUAUGUUUGUUUGUUUUUCAAAUCGGUAAAAUCCACAUUUAGGCUCCAGAAAGUCUUUAACAUGGUGACAGGAGAGGGAUUUUACUUUUUUUUUUUUUUUCUUGGGGUGCUUCAACUUUUACAAGGUGGCAUAAAAAUGUAUGUGCAUGUGCGCUGAUAAUUACCGUAUUCACCCUAAUAUACGUAAUUUUUUAAUUAAACAGAUCUGAAAAAAGAGGGAUUGGCUUGAAUUGAGGGUUUACCUUAUCAGUAAAGAGGAUGAACUCCUUCAUGUCAGUGUCUGUAGGUGCCAACAGCAUGAAGGAUGGAGUACGGUGGCUGAGAGCUGCCACUGCUGCAAAUUAGAAAAAAGAAAAAAAAAGGCACAACAGAAGUUACCGAUGUGAAACAAACAUUAAAAAAAAAACAGAAGCCCGCUGCAAAUAAAAAAAGAAAUGGUGCAGAUAAAAAAAAAAAAAGCCACAACAGAAGUUUUUUUUAUUUGCAUUCUUAAUUUUUUUUUUUUUUUCCAUAGCCACUUUUUUUUUUUUUUCAUUUCGUUAACUUCCGUUGUGGCUUUUUAAAAAAUUUUUUUAUCUGCACUGUUUCUUUUUUAUUUGCAGCAGUCUUCGGUUUCCUUUUGUUCUGCAUCGGUAACUUCCGUUGUGGUUUCUUCUUUAUUUGCCUUCUUUUUUUAUUUGCAGCAGUGGCGGUUCUCGGCCACCGUAACGGAGGGACGUAAUGACUGUAGUAAAGUGGCAUAAAAGUGGGACAAGUUAACCAACAACUGAGCUGAAACAGGAUCACAGUGUUUGUCUCUGAAGAAAAAAAGUCCAUGCAGAAGAUAUUUAAAAAAAACUGUCAAACAUCCUUAAAAACAUUGUUGAAAAAAGUGACGUCUGAAGAUCAUGAGAGCAUGAAUCUGACUUUGGAUUAAUACUGUAAAGUGUAAUUUUUUCAGUUUCUCUCAACCUGUUAGAGAUGAUUUCAGAGGUUAUAAUAUUAAACAGCGACUCCCUUCAUGUGUAAAAUAAUUAUUAACAUAAAAACAAACUGAACAGAGAGGAAAUGUCAAAAUUAGGAGCAAACUCCUGCAGUCCGUCUGUUUUAGUGUCAGGUGUUUUCUCAGUUUGCCUGCAGGUACUGUUGGACCUUCAACCUCACCUUUUGUGCCUUUUCUCUUAAUUAAAGGAACAUUUUAAAGCAAAGAAAUCUGAUUGAAACAGCAGAUUUAGACUGAAAUCCCAUCUCCGACGAAUAUGUUUAUCAUACUUUUAUUUACACAGGACUUUUGAAAGCAAGUUAUUUUACACUCUACAUAAAAACAAAAGGUCAGCUGCUGUUAUAAAAACCUGUAAAACCAUAAACUCAGUAAAAAGCAGGUUUAAAAUGUUGUUUUGAAAGUUGAUUUAAAGAUGAUGGCGUGGUUUUGAUUUCAGAUGUGUCAAAGAAAAUCUGCAGAGUUAAUGAACUCAGAGUGUGUGACUGUUUUUACUUUACUUCAGUAUUUGCUUUGGUUUGGCGGUGCUUUUUUUACCCUCUGUUCUGGUUUUUAGGGGAAGUCCAGAAACUCAUUUGUUUUCAGUUUUGGUUCCUCCUGAUUGAACUGACUGACUUUGCCAUGUCCUCUCUUUCUUCCUCCUAAACUCUGCGUCGUUAGGUUACUUAUCUUUAUGUUCAGACAAAUCUGGGUCAGCGACACCAAAGCCAGUGUUGCAACAAACGUUUGCAUAACGUCCUCUAUAAGUCUAGUUAUAGCAGAGUAAAGCCUUAAAUACAUGCUGCUGUUGUCUUGACCUGGUGUUACAUUAGAAAUAGAAACACAGCUGAUCCAGCGAGCUCUGGGCUCUGUCUGAUAAUAUUGGCUCCUUCGGCUCUUGCAUACACACUUGUGUGUUUAGUGCUUAUCUGCAGUCUGACCUUUGGUUGGAAAAAUAAGUUUUUGUCAUAUUUUCUCCGGCUCACAUUCUCGCCUGUGUUUUCUGCAGACCUGUUCAUGACAUUCUCUGAGUCAGUGACUCGCUCUCAUUGUUCAGGUCGUGUUGUAGUUAAAUAUUCUUUCUGCUUAUCUCUCUUUAUCGGCUGAAACUCCUGUGUAAGUUUCUAAACUGGAACUGUUCCCCCGCAAGUCGCUCAUGGUGUCCAACAAUGUAGUGUGUUUCCUAUUUCGAGCCUGAUGCGUUCCAUGUGUCAUGUGACGGUGAUUCACUCUCGCUAUAAUGACUUUUCUGUCUCAGAAUAAUCUUCACAGGAAGUGAGAAUAAUGUGAAAGUCUUUAGAUGUCCCGGCCUUGACGCUGACUUCCCAUAAACCCGCUCUCUGCCCGGUGAUCAGCUUGUUUUUCCUGCUGUAGGCGCUUACAUAAAGCUUAUUAAACAUGUAACAUACAUUUCCUGCUGCCUCGCCGUCUCUCUUUGGUGGUUUUAAAGUGUUUAUUGCUCUGCAGAGAUUUUCCUGCGUUGGUACAGUCUGUCCUCUUGAAAACAGCUUGUUAUUUUGUCUGACUGCUCAUGUGACUCUGGUGGGAGUGGGAGAGAGAGCGCGGUGACUGUGCUGGUUUGACUGAUGAGCAGGAGGGGGUCUCUCUCUCUCUCUCUCUCUCUCUGUCUCUCUCUCUCUCUCUCUGUCUGUCUCUCUGUCUCUGUCUCUCUCUCUCUCUCUGUGUAACCGGGGGAUCUGAAAGUUGCCAGAGCAGCUUUUUCUUUAUCAGCUGAAGUGACUUGAAAUCCUCCAUGUAAACUGAUCUGUUUGGAGCUGCUGAGGUCUGACGCUGCUUCAUCAUGACGAGGGUUUAGUGUCACAUUUACAGAGUCCUCAACAGUUUUGGACAUUUGUGUUGUCGGUCAGUAAGCACCAGUGUGGAGCUGUCUGUCAGCGGUCUGUAGGUCAGGAGGACUGAGAGAAAACAUGGAGGGACAACAGGCGACAUGGCUGUCUGUGUCCUCUGCUGUCAGUUUCUCUGUAGAGGACAUGAACCCACUAAGACCUGAACCCUGUCUGAGACUCUGAAAUCCUGAGAAGGGCCCCCAGAUCCUGAGGUUGAAUUCUGUUUACAUCUGCUACAGAGGCUGAAAUAUCAGCUUUUCAUAAACAAAUAUUUGAGAGCUCACAGGUGUGACUUUCAAGAUAACUGUCUUUUAUUUUUCUGAACCUUCAUCACAUUAUUGAAAACCUUGAACAAACAAACUCUAAUGAAAUAAAGUGGCUGUAUAAAUAAAAGUAAAGACUCUGGAGAAAAACAAACUGUUUACUUUCUGUAAAACAAGUCAAAGUCAUGAUAAAGUGUCCGUUCAGCUCAAAUAUAAAUAUAAAAAAUAAAGUAUUGAAAGAGUAAACAGCUGCCCUAGUAUAGUGCCAGGACAAAAGCAGAACUAAAAACUAAAGAAGUGUCUGACAGUCUGUUCAUGUCUGUGUUCACCCACAGUCACAGAAAAUGCCGAUAGUGUGAGACAAAGACCUCAACAUGAAGAGGUUGUUCACACUGAUGGAUGUUUCUCCUCUGAAGCUGCUCUCUGCCCCGUAGUAAGAUCCCAGCAUGAAUCUGAUCACUUUAUUAAUCUUUAACCUAUCAGAGGCAGACAGGUAUGAUGGUUUGAUUCACCAUGACUUAAAAACUACAGAGUGUCAAAAAAUAACAUAUCGGCGCUCCCGGCUUGGAGGUUUGAGAUGCGAACAUGCUGUUCCGGUUUAAACAGGUGAAAGAUUUUGUGUGAGAAACAGCAGCCUGUCAACAACAGCAUCUGAUAUCGAUUUAUGCGACGUGGUCCAAUUCCAUAUCUCAUUUAAAAAUAUAUCAAUAUAUUUUUAUAUCGAUAGAUCGCCCGGUCCUACACGGCACGCCUGUGUCUGAAGGACUGCUGCGUGCGGCGGCUCUUCUCAGCAGCAUCACUGUGAGCUUUUCCAGAGUGCGGCGAUCAAACACACUAACCGUCAGACGUUUUACCGCGGUUUAUCAUUUUACAGGCAGUCGUUACAUCCCUACAUGUGACCAAAAGACCUAAACUGAUUUCAAAUAUUAGCACCAAUAUAGCGACCAAUAAGACAAACAUUAUUGAUCAGUUUUCAUUGAUCCCCUAAAUUUCUUUGUAUGCUCAUUACUUUUUCAACUUAGGAGAACAUGUGAACAAAGUUUCUUUUCUUUCAGCAGAUGUUUCUCCUUUUUUAAAGAUGUGGUGAUAAAAAGUAUUAAAGAAUAGACAACCUAAACACAAACUAGUCCAGAUUUAAACUCGUUCUGAUUGAGCAGAGAUGCAGAUCUGAAAGUCGUCUGUCGUCCUGCAGGUUCUGGAGGAACAAAGUCAAGAAAAAGAUGAAGCUCUAGACUCUGAGGUUUUUUCUCUGUGUCACAUUUUUCCUGUGAAAUAAGGAACUGUGAGGUCUGAGCCUUUUACUCUCCUUUACAUAACCACAAACUCACAGAGAGAGUUUCAGCUCAUAUAUGAGACCUUCAGUGCAAAGUUUAGGGUGAUGUGGUCAAUGUCAAAUCAAGGUCAUACAGACGCAGAGUCCUACCAUCAGCAGAACCUCUGAACUCUUCGUUCAGCUGACCCGCUCCGCUGUUUUUAGAGUUUAAAGAAGUAACUCAGCAGAAGAGUCACAGGGUUGAAAGUGACUCUGUUUCAACUUCCUCCUGCUGCGAGUCAAAGUUUGAGGAAGUAUUUCAGUUAUGAAGUCCAUCAUCUUCGAUCACCUGACACAUCAGAUUACUUCAACAAAGGUGUGACACAGCCGGAGCGUGUUCUCCGGGUUAAACUUGUCACAUGACCACGAGAGUUUGAAAAAGUUUAAAUAAAGAAACAGAAGAACCCGAAUAUUUACUGGAGAGUAAAAACUGUCGCAGGAAUAAGUUCUUCUGCUUCUUCUGUCUGAAAUAAAGAUUUCUUUAAAUUUCCGCUCUUUGUUUUGCAGCUGUAGCGACCCCCCUGCUCGGCACUGAGCAGUGUGCCCGCGGCCCCCCCUACUGGUGCAAGAAUGUAAAGACGGCGAGUCAGUGUGGAGCUGUGGCCCACUGCACACAAAACGUGUGGAACCAACCUCAGAUGGUGAGAAUGUUUAAUGUGAAUCAUAUCUGUUUAUGUUUCGGAUCCAUUGUGUUGAACUGCCCAGGACUAGCCUCCAGGUGUUAGACACAUCCUCCUCUGUUUAAGCUCCUCCAGGUGUUAGACACAUCCCCCUCUGUUUAAGCUCCUCCAGGUGUUAAACAUAUCCCCCUCUGUUUAAGUUCAUCCAGGUAUUAGAUAUAUCCGCCUCUGUUUAAGCUCCUCCAGGUGUUAAACAUAUCCCCCUCUGUUUAAGUUCAUCCAGGUAUUAGAUAUAUCCCCCUCUGUUUAAGCUCCUCCAGGUGUUAAACAUAUCCCCCUGUUUAAGUUCCUCCAGGUGUUAGACAUAUCCCCCUCUGUUUAAGUUCCUCCAGGUAUUAGACAUAUCCCCUGCUUAAACAGCUGUUUAGGCUUCUCCAGGUGGUAGACAUAUCCCAAUAUUAAAUAGCUCUGUUGAAGUUCCUCCAGGUGUUAGACAUAUCCCCCUUCUUAAACUGCUUUGUUAAGGUUUCUCCAGAUGUUAGACAUAUUCCCCUCUUUAAUGGCUCUGUUUGAGCUUCUCCAGGUGUUAGACAUAUCCCUCUCUUAAACUGCUCUGUUAAAGUUUCUCCAGAUGUUAGACAUAUCCCCUGCUUAAACAGCUGUUUAGGCUUCUCCAGGUGGUAGACAUAUCCCAAUAUUGAAUAGCUCUGUUGAGGUUCUCCAGGUGUUAGACAUAUCCCUCUCUUAAACUGCUCUGUUAAAGUUUCUCCAGAUGUUAGACAUAUUCCCCUCUUUAAUGGCUCUGUUUGAGCUUCUCCAGGUGUUAGACAUAUCCCUCUCUUAAACUGCUCUGUUAAAGUUUCUCCAGAUGUUAGACGUCUUUUUUCAUGUUUUCAGAACAUCUCUGUCCACUCCAGCAUGGCUCUGCACUAAGUUUUUAUUUCUACGUCUUUUUUCAUGUUUUCAGAAAUCCGUUCCCUGUGAUUUGUGCAAAGAGGUGAUGAUUGUUGUGUCACAGAUCCUGAAGGACAACGCCACCGAGGUGAGAUGAAGAAGAAAACGGCGCCGUCUUUAAUAAAUGAAAGAUAAUAGAUAAAGAUGAUAAAUGAAAGUAAACUCCUGUGGUUUCAGAGUGAGAUCCUGGGGUACCUGGAGAAAGCCUGUCAGCUGAUCCCUGAUCAGAGUCUGACAGCCGAGUGUAAGGAGAUGGUGGACAGCUACUAUCCCAUCAUCAUCGGGAUCAUCACCGGAGAACUGGUGAGAGUUCUGAGCCGGUCCAUUCAGGUCUGGACCUGCUCUGAGUAAAGGGGGGUUAACAUCGGGGGUGGUUGUGAUGGCGUCACAGCUGACUGAAAAAGCUGUCAACAAGUUUAUCGUGGGUUUGAUUUAAUGGUUCAGUUUAUGACGAAGCUUCGUCUAAGACUCUGAAGUCGGAGGUCCAUCUGAGAGGAAAAAGGGGAACAAGAGUCUGAGAGCGAAGAGCAGCGAGCUGAAUCAGGACUAUUGAUGGGGAAGUGAGUCCAAGUCUGGGUGGGAACAGAGUCCUCAUUGUGUAACGCUGAUCCUCAUGACUGGGAGGAGUGGGCGGACUGGGCGGGGUUUUCUUUGUUUCAACACUCACCUGCUUCUGCAACAAGGAGACGCUUCUGUCGGAUCCUUUUGGAUCAGAACCGUUUAUUUUGUUCUCUGAUUUCACUCUUGAUUCUUGUGUCACUGCAUAGCAACAGUCUGUUAUUUCACCAUAACAGACUGUUGCUAUGCAGUGAAGUUCAGUCCGUUAACAGGAACAUCCAUCAUAUCCCAUCAUAUAUUAUAUCGUAUAAAAAGCUGGCUUUCUUUUUUUUUUUUUUUUUUUUUUAAACAGCACUGUUUCUUUUUUUGUUUGCAUCCUUUUAAUUUUCGCAGUAAGUAACUUUUUUUUAUUUCCAUCGCCACUUUUUUUUUUUUUGCGUCGUUAACUUCCCUGGUGGCCUUUUUUUUUAAAUUUAUACCUGUACCGUUUCUUUUUUCAUUUGCAGCAGUUCCUUUUUUUUGGCAUCGGUAACUUCUGUUGUGCCUUUUUUUUUUUUUUAAUUUAUUUAUUUUUAUCAGCACCAUUUCUUUUUUUUGUUUGCAGUGGGCUUCGGUUCCUCUUUUGUGUAUCAUUAACUUCCAUUGUGGCUUUUUUUUUUUUUUUUUUUUUUUUUUUUAAUCAGCACCAUUUCCUUUUAUUAUUUGCAUCAUCAGUUUUUGAACACAUAGAGAAAAAAAAAUCACAUUUCCUGUUUUGAACCUGAUCUGCUCUCUGUCACAGAUUUAGAUGUUAUUUUUUAGAGAGGCAGAAACUCCUAAGUGAGUCUUUAAACGUGUUUUUAUGGAGCUAACUGAAAGUCUCCGUGUUUUUAGGAGGACCCCGCCGUGGUGUGUGGAGCCAUCGGCCUGUGUCAGUCUCAGCAGGCCGCCCUGGCGAAGGUUCACGCCAAGGAGCAGCUCAUGUCCAAUGAGAUCCCUCAGGUGGACCUCUCCCAGAGAGUCGCCCCUUUCCUCCUGAACGUACCCGGACUCCUCUAUCCUCAGGAGAGCGUCAAGGAGGACACAAAAGUAGAGACCCCAAAAGUAGAGACCCCGAAGCAGGUACACGGUUUACCCACCCUCCCUCAGCUGUUUCCAGGGAAACCUCACCCUCAUUUUGCCCUCACUUUUGCCUUACAGGGGAAUGGCGACGUGUGCCAGGACUGCAUCACGUUCCUGACUGACGCUCAGGAGGAGGCCAAGGCCAACUCCUCGUUCGUCGACACUCUGAUCGCAAACAUCGAGAGUCAGUGUGACCUGCUGGGACAAGGCCUGGCUGAAAUGGUUCGAGACGUUUUUUUAAACUUCGUAAUUUUUCACGUUUUAUCGGAAAGUUCAUCUCACUUAACCGCUCUUCUUCACCGCAGUGUAAGGAGUACAUCAGCGAGUACGGCGCUGUGGUUGUGCAGCAGCUCAUGUCCAUGGUGAGUCCUCGAACCCUCCUCAUCUUCACUAAAGUACAGCCUGAACUUUGAUUCUAAUUGGUCAGAAAGAGAUCGAUUAAUUAGUCCGAUGAUUUGUGUGUUUUGUGUAGCGCUAAGCUCGUGCCCAGUCUUGCAGUGACCCUCGCCUGCUGACUUCGAUUUAUUCAAACCUUUUAAAGCUUUUUUCUGUUUUUUAUUUUUUUAACUCUAUCAUCUUUUUUUUAACUCUUAAUUUUGCCUGUGUGAUUUUCCUCCCCUUCAUUCAUUUUGUCUCGCUCUGUUUUCUCCUGCUCUGGGUUUUGUGUGCCGCUCCCCAGGAACAGGUAGGUCUUUCUGUGUUCAUCCUGUAGCCGUUUAACCCUUUAGCUCUCGCUUUGUAUGUCGUCUACUCCUAACGCUACUGACCUCAGACCGCAGAGACCUUUUAGUGGAACUUAACCCCGAAUUUCCACCGCAUCCGGAACGGCUCCGAUCAAGAACAGCUGCGAUUUUCGUCGUCCGCCAAUUUCCUACUGGAUCCGUUUGUGAGACUAAUAUCGUGGCGGAUUACUGACAGCGGGAAUCUCGAUAAAGACAGCGACAUAGACAUAUAAGCAGUAGAUUGUGUCCUUCCAGAGGAGGAAAUCUACUUCUAGACUCAUCCAUGGUGUCAUCGGGGUGAAAUGACGUCUAAAAACCUUUCACUUGUUCGUCAAUCGUGUUUUAUUUUGAAAAGAAGCCGGAUGUUUUAUUUUGUGUCUGUGCCCGACUUCCUUUCCAGCACGGGUUAAUCUGUGCUGAAUUUAUCCGCCAUGCUCCGGCGUCCAGAAAAAAUAGAACUCUUGUGAUCAGCUGAGGAGUCCGGCGAUCCGCAGAGGAACGGAAAGAAGUCGGUGUAAAUCGACACGUUAACUUGAAUGGUUACGAUCAGCUACGAUCGGAGGAUACGACCUUUUAGGAGACCAUCAGGAUGAAGGUGGAAGUUGGGGGUAACACUCUUUUGGAAAGGACAACUGGACUUGAGGCGAAAACGUCCCAAGUAAGUCCAACUGUCCUUUCAACGAAGAAUUGGAAAUCAUAGAUGCUGCAUCCUCGGUUUCAGACAAUAUCUCCAGGUUUAGAAGCAACAUCUAGGUCCAUCCAGACUUAGAAUUUUUCAGGAAAGACCUUUAGAUGAUUCCAAACUACAUUCUGACAGUUGAAAUGUGGAAUGUAGAACUCUUGUGAUCAGCUGUGAAAUCCGGCGAUCCGCAGAGGAACGGAAAGAAGCUGGUGUAAACUGACACAUUAACUUGAAUGUUUACGAUCGGCAGAUACGACCUUUUAGUAGACGAUCAGGAUGCAGUGGAAAUUGGGGGUAAAGACUCUGCGGUGAAGGACCACACAAAGAUCCUGUCCUGUUCCUCGGCGUAGAAAAAGCAUCUUCAGAUUUGGAGGAUGUUUGGAUCUUGUGACUGAGUUUGCUCCGGUUUUAUACUAACCUGAAAGUGAAGGCAGCACCUUUAUUUUGUUUUAUCCGGCUGCUUUUGAACACCGGCUGAUCUUGUUUGGCGCCCCACAGUCACAGCUGGAGACACUAUGUGUGUGUGUGUGUGUGUGUGUGUGUGUGUUCUCGUGUCAGACUUGUGCGUUUUAAACGGGUGGUUCUGCCGUGGAAUGAUACCAAGCAUGCGGUGUUUGCUAACAGCAUGCGAUGAUCAAAGACCCGUAAAGAGAGCUGACGGUGUUUCCUGAAUCCAACUGUUCGUUUCUCUCCUCAGCAACCCAAAGAAAUCUGCGCCCACGCCGGUUUCUGCGCCGAGAUGAAGAAGAAGUCCGUCCCCAUGAUGACGCUGAUGGCCGCCAAGAUGGUUCCUGCUGCCAAAUCUGUACCUGCCGUGAAGCUGAUCCCCGCCACGAAGGUGGAGGCCGCCACUGACAAGUCUGCUAAGGUACGGCGCCUCACGGUUCACUCCCCUUACUUAUGAUGAACACGUUAGACGUCAGCUGACGGGCGCCGUUUUCUGUUUUCCAGCGCAUGGUGCGAGUCCGGGAGUCCCCGAAGUGCUCCAUCUGCGAGUUUGUGAUGAAGGAGCUGGAGGACAUGCUGAAGGAUGAGGCAACCGAGGUGAGGAGAGAGCGAGGACAUGACUCCAGAGCGCCCCCUCUGUCUGUAAUUAAACUGAAGCUGUGACUGAACUCCGCCCCCUGUGUCUGUGUUUUCAGGAGGAGGUCAUUCAGGCCGUGGAGAAGGUCUGCACGGUUCUGCCCUCCACUCUGAGCGCCCAGUGUAAGGACCUGAUCGAGACCUACGGCUCAGCCAUCAUCGAGCUUCUGGUCCAGCAGGCCGACCCCAAGACCGUCUGCACGGUGCUGGGACUGUGCAACGAUCCCAGCCGCGCCUUCGUCGGUAAGUUCACGCUCUCCACAGUGGAAGCAAACGCAGCUGAGGGCGCAAAAGUCACAGCAGUGGCGUUUUGGAGUCAUUGAGGUCCCUCAGAAGAAGUUUUCCUGAAUGCAUCACUUCGCUCACCUCGUCGGUUUCUUCCCUCUUUCUCUCCAGUUGCUCUCGACCAGACUCGCUUCGACGCCGGCGGUUACUGCCAAGUGUGUAAGAUGGCCGUCGAGUACAUUGAUGGAAUCCUGGAGAAGAACGCCACAGAGGCGCAGAUCGAGGAGGCCGUGAGGAAAGCCUGCAGCUUCCUGCCUGAUGCUUUCCGGACCGAGGUGAGUCACUGCAUCUUUAACCCUUUCUCUUCCUCCUCAUGUCCGAGCCUCAAACUGACCCUCCGUGUUUUUGUGCGCCGACAGUGCGACCAAAUGGUGGAGCAGUACGAGCCGAUGCUCAUCCAGCUGCUGCUGCAGAUGCUGGAACCCGACUUUGUGUGCAUGGUAACCCAGACGUGUUUAUGAUGAUUGACUGUGGAGUAACUUUGACGGUUAAGAAGUGAAGAAGUCGUUUCUGAGAUGAUUGUUUGUUUAACAGAAACUGGGCGCCUGUCCUGAGGCCGUGCAAAGGCUGCUGGGAACAGAGCAGUGCAGCUGGGGACCCGCCUUCUGGUGCAAGAACAUGGAGACGGCGACUCGGUGCAAUGUGAGUAGACGCCACAAAUGCAUCAGGGUUUACUGUACUGAAUCAGACCGGACCGUCAAGGCGAGAAUAUACAGGAUGUGGAUUUGGAGCGUAACGGCAGCGGCGUCUCGUAUCACACAGCAAAGCAGACGGGACGCGUUUCAGCGGCGAGUCGAUUUUUGCUGCUCUACGCUUCCAACACGUGUCAGUCUACACAGAGAAGCUGGAUUAGAUUCAUUGUCUUAUUUGAUAAAUGAUGAUCAGACGUUCUUUUAAACAGACUCAGGUUUUUUUUAUUUACCUCGCUGACAUGUUCCGACGUGCUGACAGAAGUCUUCCUCAGAGCGUCACGUGGUGGUUGUGUGACGCGUCUUUAAAACAGCUGAUGUUUCCGAAGGCGUGACCUUUCUGUCAGUUUGACAGAUCGGUCACGCCUUCAGCUGCCCGCUCGCCCCCUGCAAUAUGGCGCUCCAGGUGUGGGAUAGCAUAUACGACUUCUGUCAGCCUGGUCACACGGACGCGUCACACAACCGUCACAUGACGCUAUGAGGAAGACUGCUGUCAGCACGUCAGAACAUGUCUGUAUAAAAGUCAAGCAUGAAAACCGUGCACAUCAUCUGGUAUUUCAAAAUAAAAGCAUAAAGGAACAGAGUUAACUUUAUUAAACACGAGUAAACCUGCAAAAACCCAAACUGUAAAAUCACUUAAAGCUUUUUCACAGACAGUAGAGGCUCAACGGUCACUGGAUUAUAUCUAAAUCAUCAGGAAAUCGACCACAGAAAGGAAAAACAACCUGUUGUGAUCAUGUACUACGCUGCUGCUACGCUCCAAAUGCGCUGAUCCUGUAUGAGAUAACCAACACUGCUCUACGCGCUCAAUACGGAUCCUGUCUGUCUUCAGCUUUAGAUUCUUGAGCCGUUUUCGGAGGAUUCGUGGUUCUGGAUGAUUCUCCUUAAAUGUUCUUGAUCUCGUCUCUAACCCGCCGCUCUUCUUCUCUUUCAGGCCGUGGCUCACUGCAAACGUCACGUGUGGGUAUAGAGGAGGAGGAGGCAGACGAGCACAAACUGACCUGUAGGGAAUUAAAAGACAAAAUUAGUGCUGCUUCCCACUUUUAAUUUGUGUCCUGUUUUUCUUUUUAAUGGACUUACAUGACUGCAGUUUGUGUAAAUUAACUCGGAUAUUGUGAAUGAAGUCAUGGUGGAAAGGGACUUGUUUUGUUUUCCCAGCGGGUGGGUGGGGGAGGGGUGUUGGUGUUGGUGGUGGAGGGCUCUGAAAGAAGUGAUUGUGUACAGCAGCUCAGCCCGUCUCUGCUUCAGUCGGGCUUUGCAGAUAUUUGCCUCUUUUGGGUUGGUUGUGGUGUUUGUUAUAACUCAGAGAUUCACGUGUUGUUUAAUGUCGACUCGGUAUCAGACGGUCUCGGUUCUGAAGGAUCGCCCCCCCCACCUCUGCUGUAUUUGACUCCUGACUGCUAACGGGGCGGAAGAGCGGGCGUGUUCAUGACGGGCUUUUCUUUUAGCAGUCUCUGAUCCUUUCACAAAUCUCUAUUUUGUAGACAAACGUGUGUGUUUAUGUUGUUUUUAAGGAGUGUUCAUGGAGGUGAGUGGGUUAGUCGGUUAGUGGGAGUGAACCUCUGAAUCUCCUCCAUCGUUUGCACUCUUCUACUGUUUGUAAAUCACUGCCUUUCUAAUCUACAGAAAGCAUCUCCACUUUGAUUGUUUGCUUCGAAGCCUGAGCCAGCUGUCAGUUGAUCUGAAAAUUUUUAACAAUAAAAGUGAUCCCAAUCCAGUCGGCUUCACUCUCUUUGUUUUUACACACCGGACAAACUGCAGAUAUCACCCCGUGUUUGUAUGAAUUUGUCCGUCUGAGCUCUAUCUUAAAAUUACAGCUGCAUUCAUUAAAUAAAAUACAUUGUCAGUUCUUA